CCGACGUCGAUGGUUGUGGCGCGGGUGGCACUCGACGUGCCCGUGACGUCGGCAUCGGUGCCGUGGUACCAGCACGCGCUGGGCGUCACGUACGUGGCAGCAUCGAUCGCCCUCAGCUUUGCGGCUCUCGAAGGGUUUGCGACGUACACGGCGACCGACUACUUUUGGCCUCAGUUUGGGUCGACGGCGCCGGUGCUCCGACAGAUUCUAAACACCAACCUCUCGGUGCUACCGGCGACAGCAUUCGUGCCCGUCGACGUCUUUGCGCCGUCGGCGACCAUUCUCGGCUCACUCACCUCGGGCGUCGACACGGUGUACGUCCGGCGGCUCGUGUACAGCGACCUGACCGAUCUACCCUCGUCGAUUGCGAGUCUGCGGACGCUGAAUGCGAUGCAGGUGUCGGAGCUCGUGUCGCCCUACUGCUGGGUCGACCUGGAUAAAGUAUGGGAGCUCGCCUACACGUCCAAGCGCCAAGCCCGCUGCGUCGUUGCUGAGUCGUCGAACGCGGCGGUGCACCUCGCGGCGGUCCUCCGGAACAUCGACUUUGACGCAUGGCGGCACUUUACUCAAGGGCGAUUCGACGCGCACGUCGGUGGGCCCAUCGCUGCCACCGGGCCGUACGGCGCCUCCUGGCUCGACGCUUUUGGAGAUCGGUCGGACGGCACUGGCACGGCCUUUGGUCUGCACGAGUCGGUCUUGGUCGAGAACGCACUGGGCAUCCGUCUUCCGUGGCCGCUCAAGACGAUACCAAGCGUGAACCGCGCGCGGUUCCGCAACACCUGCGUCUUCUACGACCUUUUGCUCAACGACUUGUACGCGAUGAGCGCCAUCCAGUCCAUGGUGCGAAGUACGACUAACUACUUUGCCGAUACGACGCCCGACAUUAUGGAGUGCUACAGCGUGUCGUGUCCGCUGUCUGGCGCGAGUCGCGCCCUCCACGAUCAAGUGGGCGCUAUCGCAGCGCUCGACGCCAAGUGGCUGACGCCGCCGCCGGCCUUUGUAGCGGCAGCAACAGCCUUUCGGUCGCAGAUGAUUACCGCAUUCACUGCAUCGCCCACGUUGCACGCGCUUCUGGUGGCACCAGCCGUGCUUCCACUCCGCCCCGUUCAGUGGGCCGACCCGUCACUGCGUUUCGUGAGCGGGAAUCCGUGGUGUAUCUACGGCGCCGCACUGCCAUUUGUCCAGCAAACACUCAACUUUGACGACGUCUGUAGUCGCCAGAUGCCGCUAACUUUGGCGUCGUCGCUGGUUGGCUCUGUUUUUGCGUUGACACAGCUUCCACAUCUGGAAGGCGCGGCUGCGUGCGUGGCAGCGACCGACGCAGCUGGUUGCUUGGCCGUCUUUGAGGCAGCGCAAACCCUGUCCCGAAACCUAAGCGUGUUGCCUCUGGACGCCGCUGCAUUGACCAGUCUCGACAUUGGCCUCUUCCAGUACGUGGUCCACCAGACGCAGCUUCCGACGAACUCUAUGGCAGCGCCAGCGGUUGAGAUGCAGCCGCUUCUUGACGCUACCUUUGCUUUCUUUGGCUGGAUGAUGCUCUAUGAGUGGGCUAUCGGAGAGCGUGAAGUGAUUUCGCUGCAAGGGGAUGUUCAAACAAUGAACAUCAUCUCGGUCGCGUACCCCGCGGCCGUGUCUUCUGUGCCACCGGCGCCAACGUCGCUCGGACCUUACUUGUGGUACUUUGCGGCGAUGACGUCCGGUGUUCUCGGCGCCGUCGGAGCGGCGGCGAUUGUCCUUGGCUACGGCACCCGCUUCACCUUGUGGGGCAUGUUCAACCCCAUCGUGUCGUCGGUCUGGAUGGCGCGGCAUCCCUUGGCUGCCCGCGGCACCUUGGCCUGCAUCUGCCUCGCCACGGCUCCGACGUCGGUGCUCGACAGCUCGAAAACGCUUCAGCUCGAUCCAAGACCGCGCGCUCUCUGGGCUUCUUUGACGCUGUCGAGCGAAGCGCUGUGGCUCCUCUGUCUCUGGUACGAGGUGGUGCUGCCAAUUUUACGUCGCCCAGCCGCCAAAAUGCUGGUGCGAUGCGCUGCAUGCGCAUUUGUGGCGCUCGUGGGGUUGGAUCAGGGCUGGCCUGUCACAUGGAGCGUCUUUCUGGGGCGCUUGUGCGACUUGAACGACCUCACGGUUGUCACAUGCUCGAGUGGCUCUGUCGCUGUGGGCAGUUGGCACCGACUUGUGGUCGUUGGCCUUGUGCUACUUGGCGUUGCCGUCGGCGCAGCUCUGCUGUCGCGGCCCGAGCGUCAAGCGGUUCUUCACAGGCUCUUGCCCUUGUCUCUACGGUCGUGCGUCAAGGCGGGGACGGUCGAGCUCGAUGGCGCCAGUGCGUUUCUGUGCGGCGUCAUACCGUUUUCAAUUUGCGGUGUCGCGUACGUUGCGGACGUGAAGCUCUGGAGGGUUCUAGUGUGUGAUGCGUACGACGUGGCGCUGCGACGACGCUCUAUUGCCUUUGCCAACAGGUUCCAGCACUCGGUUCGCAUUCGAGCUACCCCCGCGACUCGGCAACGCAAGCUAAUGCACCAUGUUCCGUUGCUUGUCACGGGUCUCGGGUACCUCGUCGCGACGCUGUCGAGUAAUGUAGCGUACCUCUCGGUCAUGUCGGAAUCGCUCGCCAACGACUUUGGCUGGUCCGGCUUCAAUACGUCGGGGACCCACGCUUUCCUCGCCUCGACGUUCACUUCGCUCGCCAUGUCCUCGAUCGACAUUCCCGACCUCAUACUGGAUACGCCAACGCUGGGGGUACCAGCGUACUCGGACGCGCACGACGCUACCCAGUGGCAGCCCAACCUCGCCCGGCGUCAGCUCUUUGACGACGCCUCCAUUACACUUACGACCGUCGUCGACGGCCUCCGGUCCAUGGACCCGUGCCAGCUGCCGUGGAUGUUCACCCAGUACUGCUGGCUCGACUUUGGUCGGAAAUGGGCCAUGGCUUCGUCGGCAGCACGGCAAGCACGGUGCGUCUCCUCCAUGUCAUUGAGCGGCGCCGUUUACUUGGAGGCACCGCUGCGCAACCUCAACGAUUGGUCUGCCUGGCAGCGCUGUUGGGGCCGUUCGUUUGAAAUCGGUGUUGGCUCUGCGCUGCAGACGUCAGCGACCGGACGGCAAUGGCUCUCUGCAUUGACCGCAGGCUUUGUCAACUCGGUGGACGACGAAGUUUCAUCCUGGCGAGCUUCGGGUCUCUCGACCUUCCGGCUCCAGUGGCAAAACUACAAAACCACGGGAUUCGACGACGCGAUCGAGGUGACGACGGCGUGGGGGCUGUCGUAUCCGCUAACGAUCGCGACGUUCCCCCCCGAGAUGCACACGGACCGACAGACGUCGAUGCGGAUGUACUGGUCGUUGGCCAGCGAUCUAUGGGCCGUCGCCACCAACGACAGUGGCAUUGGGGGUGCGUCACUGCUUCGUGCGAGUGCCACGUAUGCAUUUACCAAUACGACACCCGAGCAACUUCUUUUUGUCAAUACGACUCUAGUGACGCCGUUGCAGGCCGGGCUCUGUGUGCUGCGAGACACCUUGGGUCCAUUUGGCGUCGUUGACAUGGUCUAUAUCUCGGUGCCGCCGCCGCUGCAACAGCUCUACGUCCUGCUAAACUCAGCGGUCGCCAACGUGACGACCACCGACAGCCUCGCCCAGUCGCGCUUUGCCGCGCUGCCAGAGAAAGCGUACGUUGGCGUGACGCCGUGGGAACUGCUGCAUGCGACGAACCCGCCCGGCAACGUCGGCGGUAACCUCGUGUGCGGCAGCGACCUGGAGCCAGUCGAUACUUCGAUCGGCUUGACGGCCUUUGUCGGGUUUGAGACGCAGUGCAGCUGGUGGCGGUCCGAGGUAGUCGCGCCGUCGUCACUGCAGCUCCUCUUUGCGCUGGUCGCCAUGAACGCGACCAGUGUCCUCGAUCCGACGUUGGAUUUUGACCAGUUUUGUGCGGCGGAUGCGUUUCCAGAACCGACGUGCGCCACCAUUCACGCCGAUGUCUACGACUUUGCAGUUGCCUAUACCUCGGCGUUGCCCCUCGCACCACUCGCCACCGCUGUCCAUUCGACCGUCGACGACCUCGGCAUCGUUGUGGCGCAGUACCUCCGCAACGCUUCGUCGCACGUGGAGCUCUACCAACGCCGCCUCUUCAACAGCUCGGACGACCGCGCGUGGCCGUUCUUUGGCUGGUGCUUUCUCUUCGAUUGGGUCGUCGGCAUGCGCGAGGUUGUUUCGUUUCAAGGUGAUCUCGGGGUCGUGCGGCCCAUCACCGCCGCGACGAGUCCCGUCGUCAUCGUCCUCGACCCGACCGAGAUCCCGACGGCGCUGAGCUUCGUGUUUCGGACGAGCGCCCAGUACGUCACUGUCGUGCUCAUUGGCGUCACAGGGCUCAUCGUGUGCUACACGAUGACAUCGCUCGGCGCCAUUGACGCCUUCAGCCUCUUCGACCUCAACCGCAUAGUCGGGCAUGUCUGGGUCGGCCGCCUCCUCCUCGUCGUCCGUAGCGCCACCGCUCUCUGGCUUCUCAACACGAGCGGCUUGACGCUCCAAAAGAUGGGAACCAGCGCAAUGCUGCAAGUGCCGUCGACGCCGUCGUACAAGGUCGUGCUCGUCGAGUCCGAACUCACGUGGCUUGUCUACGUGCUCAACGAUCUACUGAGCGGCGUCACGCAGCAGUACACGCCGUCGUACGCGUGGAAGAGCUCGCUCUUGACGUGGGCCGUGGCCGUCGGCUGCCAAGCGCCACGGCGCUACUCGGCGUCGCUCCACCGGCGAUGCGUCUACGACAACAUGGACGCCGGGCUUGUGUGCACCACCGGAAGCAUAACGAUUGGCCAUCUCAGCGGUGUGGGAACCGGCGUCGUGAUUGCACUAUGCGCGAUUGUCGGUACGGCGGCCAUCUUGGAGCGUUGGCGCCUCCCAGCGCUAUCGCCCAUGACACUACAAACGCUCUAUUUGAGCUCGGCCAGCUACUUUGCCCUGUCGCCAGACGCAGGGACGGUUGGUACCGACAUCGAUCCAGUGUUUGCGUUGAUGGCAGGCCUCGUCUCGCUUCGCUGGCGCGGCAAGCUCUAUGCUUUUGAUAUCAAGAGUUGGCGCAGCGUGCCCUGCCACGACGAUGUGAUCCGCGACGUGCUGCAGGCUUCGGUGGCGAGGCGGGCAGGUACCAGCAGCAGCAAACUCAUCCACGUUCAAGGCGUCUCCGCGCAUGACGCGCCAUAAGCUCACUGUCAUGUUGAAUCGAGUCCUUUUGAAUUC
This is a messenger RNA of Saprolegnia diclina VS20, 5226 nucleotides long. RefSeq lists its product as hypothetical. The transcript is spliced from 2 exons. Lineage: Eukaryota; Oomycota; Saprolegniomycetes; Saprolegniales; Saprolegniaceae. The record is from RefSeq and is a predicted model, not a curated record. The coding region runs from base 10 to 5190 and encodes 1726 amino acids.